Astyanax mexicanus (Mexican tetra) is the source of this 1882-nucleotide messenger RNA. RefSeq lists its product as uncharacterized. The record is from RefSeq and is a predicted model, not a curated record. The coding region runs from base 96 to 620 and encodes 174 amino acids. The transcript is spliced from 9 exons. Lineage: Eukaryota; Metazoa; Chordata; Actinopteri; Characiformes; Acestrorhamphidae.
GUGGAGUUGCUGUACUCACAGAGCUGAUAUUUGGAGGAGCUGAUCUGUCUGUGAGGGUGAUAAUAAACCCUGUGGAGGAGACGCGCUGAGCGGACAUGGCAGAAACAGAGGAGGAAACUCGCGCUGCGGUUUGGGUCGCGCUGAAGAGGCUCGACCUGAACGAUGACAGGGUUACAGCUCUAAGAGAGGUCCACAUUCCCAGAGGGACAAAAAUGACCACAGUCAGACAGAUCUUAGCCCACUCUUUCAGACUGGACACUGCUCAACUGACAUUCAAGAUACGAAACAGCCGAGGCUGCUUAAUCCCUUUAAACAGCUGCAUACCAGUGAACAGCAAACAGAUGCCAUAUGUCUUGGAGGUGGCAAAAUAUUUUCAGCAUGUUAGCGCAAGGCCCAGAAGUACUGCCAUCCACAAAAGCUUGAAGUCAAGACUGCAGGGUAUUGUAAGAAGGAUUGAAAGGCUAGAGGAACUUCUUCCUCAAAUCAAGCAGAAACAACAUGACACGAUGAUUAAGGACAUCGAAUUGUUAAACCAGAAGUUGAAUUUUCUUCAUAAAAGAAUGCAGAUGGCAGAGUCAUGCUGCUGGGAAGGAAUGUUUAAACGAGCACCACUCUGGUGAACCUUCAGUAUUUUGCAUUCAUAGUGCAUAUAUGUUGUUGUUCUAUAAGCUGUUUAUGAACAUUUGAUUUAAUUUAUAUAAUAAUCUUACAUAUUGUUGUUGUCACUAAACAUCAAACAUAAGGAAAACAUUAUUACUUUUAACUGAAGGUACUUUUGAAGCAUUUCUAUUGUUCUGUUUUAAUUAAAUGUCCGCACAAUAUAAAAUGCAGCUAUGGACAGUGUUUGCAUAAUCACUGAGCAAUGUACUGGGAACUAAGAUAUUAUUCAAUUAUUUAACAAGUAAAUUAUCUAUGUAGCAGCAGUGCAGUGCAUAUGAUGAUUUAGAUACAGGUCAGUGGCUUCACAUAAGUUUCAUUAUAUCACAGUGGGGGAAAAAAAUCAAGUAUUUUGAGUGUAGCAAGAUUGUUGGUACAAGAGGGGCUGGUUGGAGUAUUUAUUUUUUCUAAAGAAAAGUAACUUAAUAACCACUAGCUAAUAAAAGCACACUGAGAAUGGUCAGGUUGGUUUGAGCUGAUAGGAAGACUACUACAACUCAAUUAUUCUGUACAAUUGGGGCGAGUGGAGAAACAGCUCAGAAUUAAGCAACACAUCCAAAUUUAUACAGGCAACAGCAACUGCAAACCAUGUCACAUUCCACUUCUUCAACCAAGAACAGAAAGCUGAAACUGCAGCGAGUACAGGCUCACGAAUACUGACUGACCUAUCCUGGUCUGAUUAAUUUAAUGUUCUGCUGUUUGAUGGUAGAGUAAGAAUAUGGUAACAAUAUGAAUUCAUGAACCUAUCCUACUUUCUAUUGAGGCUGUUUGAAGAGCAAAAGGGAGGGCUUGUAGUGUUUAAUAGUGUUCAGUGUUUUUAUAUACCUCACACUGUGGUUUAGACUUGUGUUUGACAGUAAUAAUAGUAUGAUUUGUAUUGUUAAUGUAUCAUGUGUUUGCCCAAAAGUUAUUAAUAAAAGUUUUGAUUAAAGUAACUAAGUAAUUAAAUUAAUGUUGAUCACUAUACCUGCACAGCCUUUGGCGUAACAAAAAAAAAAAAAAAAAAAAAAAGCCUGUAACAAGUUUGUCUCCACUUGUUUAUUGUUUCAGGAAAAUGUGUCAUUUAGAGCAAUGUUCAGUGUUUUUCUUGGAGAACUCACAAAGAUGCUUUAAAAGUACCAAAAUAUAUUUUCCAAAAUACCUUGUAUAGAAACCGUAUCGAGCUACUUGUGUGUUGAGACUAAAAAUGAAGAACUGACUAGUGGCAAUCCCUUCAUACGUUCCC